UUGAAGAAUUCCAAGAGUAAUAUUAAAAUUUGUAAUAAAAUUGGUAAUAAAAAUAAAAAUAUUAGAAAUAAAAAGAAACAAGUUGAAAACUUCACUUUGAAAAUAGGUACAUUUAAUGUAAGAUCCCUCUCAUCAAUUGAACGAUACCUACAACUUACUUAUGCACUAGAAGAAAUCGAUUUUGAUAUACUGGGAUUAUCUGAAGUAAAGAAAACUGGCUACAGCAUUGAAGAAUAUCGAGAAUACAUCCUAUGUUACAUUGGGCAAACAAAAGGCUUACAUGGGGUAGGAUUCCUGGUAAAGAAAAAACAUAAACAUAUGAUAUCUAAUUUCACAGGGAUCUCUGAAAGGGUUGCUCUUCUGCAACUAAAAACAGAGAAAUUUAAUAUAUCUAUAAUCCAGGCAUAUGCACCAACAGAGGCAUCUCAAGAAGAAGACAUCGCAACUUUUUACAGCGAUAUGCUAAAAGCACACUCUUUAACAGAUAAUAUAAUAAUUGUUAUGGGUGACUUUAACGCAAAAAUAGGGUGGCCCAAGAAAGAAGAAUGGUUGUGUAUGGGAAGCUACGGUUACGGAGAACGCAAUGAAAGGGGAGAAAGACUAAUAAAUUAUGCUCUCGAACACAAGUUGUCAAUCAUGAACACAUUCUUCAAGAAAAAAGCCAGAAGAAGAUGGACCUGGAUGUCACCUAAUGAGAAGAUUAAAAAUGAAAUCGACUUUAUUCUAACCAAUAAACCUAACAUGGUAAGCAACAUUGAAGUUCUAAACCAAGUCAAAUUUGCUUCGGACCACAGAUUACUACGAACAACGUUUCAUUUAUACCAACCAAAAAAAAGCAGAAAAACAUUUCAAAAUUCAAUAAAAAACCCAACAACAGACUACGAAAUUAAUAAAUACACUGAAAGCCUGAAAUCCAAUCUAGAAGACAAUAUAACUACUAUACCUGAGAAUGUUCAAACCUUCUAUGACUUACUUGAAGAUAACAUAAUAUCCAGUUUAAAAAAUAAUAAGGUCACUCAAAAGAAACGAAAUUCAAUACUUAGCGAACAUACAAAACAACUAAUUAAGAAACGUACAGAAUUAAUAAACACAAAGAAUAAAAACAAAGAAAAGAAAGGUGAACUUACCAAACUAUUUAAAUUCACUAAUAAAUCAAUAAAACACGACUACUUUAAACAUAGAGAACUGAUAAUAACAAAAAAUAUAAAUAGCUUUAGAAGUACUAAGAGAGCCUUCAAGGAACUAACUCUUCAAACGAAAUGGAUACAAAAACUGGAAAACAAUUCUGCAGAGACUAAGUCAAGAAAAGAUGUGAUAGAACAUGCUACCAAAUUUUAUAAACAACUAUACAAAAAGAAGGAAGACGAGAAUGCAUUGGAAGAAGAAAUUGACAAUAAAUCUAGAGUCAAUACAGUUAAACUAAUUGAAGAAGAAGAAAUACUCUUGUAUAUAAAAAUACUCAAAAAUGAAAAAAGUCCAGGGCCUGAUGGGUUAACAAACGAAGCCCUUAAAUUAGGUGCCACUAUCUUAGUUAAGCACUUAACACACCUCUUUAAUAUGAUAUUAGAUACAGAAAUGGUACCAAAGCAAUGUACAAGUAGGGUUAAACUUGAAAGGAGAGGUGACCAAAUAAAAAUAGAAAGAGGAGUGAGGCAAGGCGAUCCCUUGUCGCCGAAACUUUUCAUUGCUGUGUUGGAAAAUAUAUUUAAACAUUUAAAUUGGACAAAAUAUGGCAUAAAUAUCAAUGGGCGUCGUUUAAAUCAUCUUAGGUUUGCAGAUGACAUAGUCAUAUUUGCUGAAACAGCUAAACAACUUAAUGAUAUGCUAUAUUCACUAGACCAAGAAAGUUCAAAAGUUGGUUUGGACAUGAAUGUUAGCAAGACUAAGAUAAUGACCAACAGUCUCAACGUACCCAUCAACAUAAAAGGAAACAAUAUAGAAUACGUAAUAAACUACAUUUACCUGGGGAAACAAAUAUCCUUCAUGAAAACUAAUAACGAAGAUGAAGUAGAAAGAAGAAAAAAUAUUGCAUGGAGAAAGUUUUGGUCACUAAAAGAAAUUCUAAAAGGAAAAUACAGUAUGAAAAUAAAGAGUACAGUAAUGGACACCUGCCUCUUGCCUAGUCUACUAUACGGCUGCCAAACGUGGACAUAUACAAACAAAGUGAAACAGAAAAUAAAUACAACUCAGAGAGCAAUGGAAAGGAGCAUCUUAAAUAUAAAUAAAAUACAUAAAGUAAAAAACAGUAUAAUAAGACAAAGAACAAAAAUAACAGAUGCACUCACGAAAGCUUUAACGUUAAAGUGGAAAUGGGCAGGACACGUCUCACGAUACCCAGAUAAUAGGUGGACAAUACAAACCACACGAUGGAAGGGACCGGGAUCUGGCAAAAGGAAAGUUGGAAGACCACACAAACGGUGGGCUGAUGACAUAAUACAGUAUGCUGGAAAAGACUGGAUGAGUAAAAGUAAAAAUAGAGAAUUGUGGAAGCAGAUGGAGGAGGCCUUUACUCAAAAUGAGAUCCAUAUCUCUGAAAAUAUAUAUAGUUAA
Messenger RNA from Parnassius mnemosyne (clouded apollo), 2550 nucleotides. The record is from the annotation of a GenBank genome assembly. Lineage: Eukaryota; Metazoa; Arthropoda; Insecta; Lepidoptera; Papilionidae.